AAAACUGGCACCGGCAGCAAACUCGAGCCUCCACCUCGGCACCGGCGCACGUGCACAUUUCCCUUCAGCUUUCCUGUCCGUUUUCUGCAAAACCACCGCAGACACGCGACAACACGCACCGCGGCGCUUGAACACCACCUCUGCGCGUUGUAAUCUCUACCUCUGUUUGUUCAUUCCGAUUUCAUUUGAAUGAUGAAGUGGCAGCGGCAGCUUUGAUUACUAUCAGAGCAGGAAUGUCCAGGAGGAAACAAGCAAAACCACGAUCAUUGAAAAGAGACGAGGAAGAGGAUGAAACGGAGCAAGGCGUGGUGGUGCACGCAGACGACAAAGACGGCUUCCGGCAGUCGCAACCUCCGCAAACACCCACUGGCCACGGAGACGGCGACGACGACUCUCCUGCCACUGCGUCAACAAUAAACAACACGCUGAAUUGUCAUCAACACCACGAAUGGCAGUCAAGAACAGCAGAGGAUGAUCCUGGCGAAGAGCUUGAUGACGAGAAUGCAGCUUCAAAUUCGAUUCUUGCAAAUGAGGAUGCUGAUGAGUUUUACCGGAGGCGCGUAGGCGGCGGCUCGUCUGGCGGCCCAGCCCUCGACGACCUGGAUCACAACAGUCUCGACUCUGAGGCACUCGGUUCGGAGCCAGGAAGCACCAGCAGCUGGAGGUCGGACAGCAGCAGCAGCAGCACCAUCGAGGAAGCGCCCGUUGAGGGCCCGAGCGCCGUGGCGGCCACCAAGGCGGCCGUCCCUGCUGGCCGCGCGUCCAGCGCCUCGUCCAGCUGCAGUUCCUCGGCCAGCAGCCAACCGCCGGACAGCGAACUCGGCUUCACGCUGGGGGUCACCGAGGCCACCCCCUACCCCUGCCAAUUCUGCGCCAAGGCGUUCCCGAGGCUCAACUACCUCAAAAAACAUGAGCAGAGCCACGCCGAACACAUGCCGUUCAGGUGCGAAUUCUGCUCGCGCCUCUUCAAGCACAAGCGGAGCAGGGACCGCCACGUCAAGCUGCACACCGGAGACCGCAAGUAUCGGUGCAACCAGUGCGAGGCCGCAUUUUCCAGAAGUGAUCAUCUGAAGAUCCACAUGAAGACGCACGACACGCAAAAGCCGUUCCAGUGCUCGGCGUGCAACCGCGGCUACAACACGGCGGCCGCGCUCACGUCGCACUCGCAGACGCACAAGCGGCCGCCGUCGCUGCCCGCCUCGCUGCCUCCUCGCAACAGCCCAAGGCAGAGUCCGCCCUCGGCGCCCCCUCGAAGGGUCACUCCGGCCCCAAGUCCGGCCGCCCCCGCGUUUCCGCGCAACCUCACGCCCACCCACCACCCGCACGACCUGCUCAGGGCCGCGCACCCUGCGGCCGCAGCUGCGGCCGCCGUGCUCUUCAACAGGGAGCUGCAGCAGGUGUUGCAGCACGAGGCCAGCUCGCCGCCGGGAAGCGCCAGGAGCGCCCUGAACGCGGCGGCCAUGGCCGCGGCCGCGCUGGCCCACUCGGCGGGCCUCCAGUUCCCGACGCCCACCCUCGCUUGUAUUUACUGCACCAAGGACGGCUUCACCAGCAUGGAACAACUGCAGCUCCACGUCCAGGCCAUGCAUGGUUCAAUUCUGAACGGCGAACGCGAAUAUCAGCCGCCGUCCCCAGGGCAUCACCUGAGCAGCGCCCGGCAGCCGCCCGUGAGUCCCAGCCAGCCAUACACGUGCGACUUCUGCACGAUGAAGUUCGACCACGUGCAGAGCCUGCACAAGCACACCCUGGCCGUUCAUGCUAUGUCCCCUGCCACCGCUUUUGGCGCCGACGUCGCCGAGCAGCUCAAGCCGACCGACCUGAGCAUCAACGGAAAAAGCAACGGCAAGUCGCCGGCGCGCCCCAACGACACCCUGUCGCAGAGCACGUACCUCUGCAACCAGUGCAACGCCCACUGUCCGGACUUUGAGUCCUUCCGGUCGCACCAACGGACGCACCUGGACGCCGAGCACGGCAAGAGCAGCCCGCCCAAAGCGCCGCGGCAGCCGAACCACGCGGCGCCGCCGACGCCGCUUUUCCAGUGUCCGGAAUGCUCCGAAGGCUUCCCCAAUGAGAAUCUGCUCGAGGUGCACUGCCUGGGCCACUUCCUCACCACCACCACCGAGUUCUCCUGCCAGAGCUGCCUCAAGUCCUUCCAACGACCCGACGAGCUGCAGAAGCACCUGAUGGACUCGCACUCGCAUCAACUGUUCCGGUGCGCCCUGUGCCGCGAAAUCUUCGACUCGCGCGUCGCCGCCCAGGUGCACUUCGCCGUCAAGCACAGCACCGAGAGUCGCGUCCUGCGCUGCGUCGCCUGCGGAGAAAACUCGGCCAAGUUCCGUUCGGAGAUCGAGUUCAGCCUGCACGUCAAGAUCCACCACCUGUCGCUGAUGGAGAAGCAGCAGACGCCGUUGCGCUGUUUGUACUGCAACGAGUUCUUCAAGUCGGAGGCCGAGCUGCAGUACCACGCGGCCAACUUCCACCAGAAGCUGUACCGGUGCAAGUUCUGCGACGACGCGUUCCACGUCGAGUUCCAGCUGGACAAGCACCUGGAGCACAAGCACAAGGAGGAGACGGGCAAGAAGUCGCCGCCGAAGCAGCAGCUCAAGUCGCCGGUGCAGGUCAGCCUGGUGUGCGCGUAUUGCCAGGAGUCGUGCAAGUCGCGCGCCGACCUCGAGGCGCACAUGAAGACGCACCACCAGACGCGGCCCUCGACCAACGGAACCAACGGCGUGCCCUUGGGACGCCACAAGUGCAACAUUUGCGACAUGGUGUGCGUGACCCCGGCGCUGCUGGCCGAACACAAACUGGCCACGCACUGCAAGGUGCUGCACGGCGACACGUGCAGCGUGUGCAAGGCCAGCAUCGGCGGCGAGGAACACUUCCUCAGCCACAUGCAGAAGCACUGUCCGGGCAGCGGCUCGGCCGACAUCGGCUUGCCCACGGCCUGCAUCAUCUGCAGACAGACCGUCACCUCGGAGCACGAGGUGCAGCUGCACGCCAAGUUCCACCUGCAGCAGAAGCAGCAGCAGAACAACCACCCCUCCGCAGGUGGGGUGUAUCCGAAGGAGCAGCUCGAGUGCAAGGAGUGCUCCGGACGCUUCGACUCGGUCAACGAACUCGAGUCGCACUUUUCCAAGUACCACCUGCGCAAGAACUCGUUCGAGUGCAUCUCGUGUCAGCUCAGCUUCCACACAGAGGCCGAGGUGCGCAACCACGUGGAGGUGGCGCACGCGCCCGACAGUGGGCAGCGGUGCCGGCUGUGCCAGGAGUCGUUCGACACGCCCCUGCGGCUGCAGGUGCACCUGAUCGAGCACACCUUUGUCGGGUGUCCGACCUUUGCGUGCUACCUGUGCGGCGCCGUGUUCACGGCCGCCACCGGGCUGCAGCGCCACAUGAACAGCCACGGCGCCAGCAACAAGCCGUACGACUGCUCCAAGUGCCACCUGCGCUUCUUCUUCCGCGCCGAGCUGGAGAAUCACCAAUUCGUGCACGUCGGCGAGGAGAUGAUGCUGGACAAGAAGCAGUUGAAGGAGGAGGAGGACGAUCACCGCUCGGAGGACGAGCAGAACGAGGCCAUCUCGCUGACCCUGCGCAAACGCAAGGGCGAAAUCAACGGCAACGAAAUCAGCAACGGCGGCGCCAUCGUGGACCCCGGCGCCGCCGAACUGGAGCUCAAGAAGUUGAAACUCGAGGCGCCCGAAGAGACGCAGGCCGCCUCGUAAUUUGUGCUCAAAAUUCGUAUUAUGUACUUGUGGAAAAAAUAUAUAAAUAAUUGUGUCCCUCCUCUUGUUGUUUUACAGCUAGAAGUCCAAUUAGACAGGCGUUUUGUAUAGAUUUUAAUCAAGAAAUAGAAGACGAGCAAUAAUUAUUGCAUCCUCUGAUGUAAGCAGAAAAAUAAAUUGUACUCUCGCUCAUAGAUGCAUAAUCAAUUAUUAUGAUAAAGCGUUUAAUUUUUCAUUUGCUGGAAAUAUCCACUUUGAUGAUUUUUAUUUACGGGGACCAAGUUUGUUGUUGUAACGAAAGAAGAAAGCUUUUUCAAAAUCCAAUUUCCGCAUAAUGUGCGCUGAAAUUUUUUUAAAGAAAAGCAAUAUAAAUUUUUACUUUGCUCUUCUUUUGUACAUACAAUGUUGCGCAGUGACUUUAUCCCAAUUUUCUGGUGCUUUUAAUUUAUUCUUAAGUGAUAGGUGGCAAAGUCUCCGCAGUUGUUUCAUAUUCAGUAGAUUUAAGUCCAUAUGUGUAAAAUUUGCAUCAUUCUCUUAAUCAAAAUCUCGUUUUUUCAACAAAAUGUAAUUUUUUUUAGAAAGGGAAUCGCUGAAAGUCUUGGACGUGUUGUAAUAAUCGGUUAUUUAAUUGUUAUGUUUGGGAAUGUGGUACUUUUGAAACUUCUCUGCCUCUUUCAGUAUUAUAAUAAAAAAUUUCCAGAGCAAUAUUGCAAAUUAUUUAACAUGUUAUCAUACUCGAAUACAUAAUAAAUUCUUCA
Messenger RNA from Neocloeon triangulifer, 4480 nucleotides. RefSeq names its product zinc finger protein 423 (gene L). Lineage: Eukaryota; Metazoa; Arthropoda; Insecta; Ephemeroptera; Baetidae. The record is from RefSeq and is a predicted model, not a curated record. Gene Ontology annotation, biological process: regulation of transcription by RNA polymerase II. Gene Ontology annotation, molecular function: DNA-binding transcription factor activity, RNA polymerase II-specific; RNA polymerase II transcription regulatory region sequence-specific DNA binding. The transcript is spliced from 9 exons. Gene Ontology annotation, cellular component: nucleus. Bases 234 to 3722 code for a protein of 1162 amino acids.